Messenger RNA from Fusarium oxysporum Fo47, 1856 nucleotides. Its product is annotated as ubiquitin-2 like Rad60 SUMO-like-domain-containing protein. Gene Ontology annotation, molecular function: protein binding. Lineage: Eukaryota; Fungi; Ascomycota; Sordariomycetes; Hypocreales; Nectriaceae. The coding region runs from base 225 to 1685 and encodes 486 amino acids. The transcript is spliced from 2 exons. The record is from RefSeq and is a predicted model, not a curated record.
CACCACCUCCAGGCGCGUAAAGUGUAAAGUGCGGUUCGAGCCUUUCAAUGAAAGACCUGUCCAACCCCCAGCUUCAUUGUUCUUGAUUACUUUUAGACCCAACGGAUUGUCCUGUAUCGCUUUGUGCGCGCCUGUCGCUUUACUACUCUACAAAACUGAGCGAACAACUGACGCUUUGCUAUCAUCAAAAUUUCGUGCAAGCUAAUCAGAGGUUCUUCGCCAAUAUGAAGAAACUCCCCUUUAAACCCACCGCGCUGCGCAAGGCCGCGCCAAAACCAAAACCAACAGAGUCCGAGGAUUCCAAGGACAGCGACGACGAUGGCCUUUCUCUGUUCCGCCGCUCAAAGGAGAUGGCGCCUAUCAUGGCAGCUGAUCAGCAAAGGCGUUGGAGGAGACAUAGAGAAGCUGAGCAGGAAGCUGAGCGCAAACGACUUGAGGCCAUUGGGGAGAAACGACCGCGAGAAGACUCCCCAGAUAGUGAUGGGCUCACCAACAAGGACCCUGGCCCCAAGGUCAGCGACGGCCUACCUUCCUUGCCUGGACGGGCAGAGGGGACUCCUGUUACCGAUCAGCCACUGACACAAGACGGAGCGGAUCGUACUAGUGAACUUGUCACUCCUCCUUCGUCAAAACGGUCAAGGCUUGACUCAAGCUCGGCCCAGAAGCCUACACUUAGUUCGCAACUCGACAUAGACGAAGACCCUUUCCCAGAUGCAUCGCCAACUCGGAGAUUGGGGCCGAUUCGUAACCCCCCUACUCCAAGUCGAAACCUGAAGACAGAAGGAUUCAAACCACAGGCCAAACCAAGUACAGAUCCUAUAACGAUUGACUCGGAUUCGGAAUCCGACUCAGAACCUCCCAAGCCCAAGACUGACUUGUCAUCGAGGCCGAGAAGUAGCAGUAUCGAACUUGCGGAGCGGACCUUGAAGCCUUCUAAGGAACCAAGCCCACCACCAGUGGAGGAGGAUGAGUUCGCAGAGUACAUUCGCAAAGCCGAAGAGAAGCGCGCCCGCCAACAGGCUCUUCAAGCUAACAAGUCUGAGGAGCAGUCCAAGGAGGCCUUUAACAUUUUUAUCACCAGCACGAUUCCUCAUACUGUACCCCUGCAAGUGAGGUUUUCAUUUAACAAACCCCUUCGCAUAGUUCGAGAUGCGUGGGUCAAGCACCAAAUGAAUAAAGGCGUUUCCAUACAAGCAGACGAUGUGACUCUCACCUGGAACAACAAAAAAGUAUACAACACUUCCACCCUAAUUGGCCUGGGCAUUCGCCCAAUCGGCAAUGGACGUGCUGUGAGCGACAGCCAAGGUUCCGCAGGCUUCAGAGAGAACAUGACUUCGAUGAACGUGCAAGCCUGGAAUCCAGAACUCUUUCAGAAGAUGGAGCAGGAGCAGGAACUCCAGCGGAAGCGCGACGCUGGUGAACUUUCUGACGAGGAAGAGGAGAAGCCGGCCGAGAGAAUCAGGUUCGUGAUCAUGCUCAAAGGACGGGAUGUUGAACCGCUGGCUUGCAAGAUCCUCCCUGAGACGACUGUGGAAACGCUCAUCUCCUACUUCCGUCAACAGCGUAAUGUUGGCUCAGACAAGCAGGUAUCUCUUUGGUGGGAUGGCGAGCGGCUCGAGGAGCACGUGGAGAUGAAGGAUGCCGAGAUCGAGGCUCAAGACACAAUCGAAGUGCAUAUUGAUUAAAGCGAGCUCAGUCGUAGCACGAUAUUUUUUGGCAUGAUAGGUUGUUGCAGGUGGAGGUGGACGACGGCGCUGAAGGAUAUGACAUGAUACCCAGGGAAACCCCUUUUGAGACUUAGCUAUGACGAUUUCACCACGCAAUUGACGUUGCUCUUUCGUUAUUCAUUUGUUACG